CACGCCUCCCCAGGCUGCGGUCCGACUGCACUGAGGGUUGUGAUAUGUUACAUAAAUCCGUGUUUCUCUACACCAACACCACUGACAAGUUUUACUUGUCUCAACCUGAACGGACGUUCUUGACAACACGUACAGAGACGAGAUGGACUCUUUCCUAUAUUUUUCCAUCGAGACGUGGACUUUAAUAACCAUUGUCUUGGCUCUACUAGCACUAUAUGGAAAUGCCCCGUAUGGCUUUUUCAAGAAAUUAGGGGUCAAAGGUCCCAAACCAUUGCCCUUUAUUGGAACAUUUCUGAAAUAUCGGCAGGGCAUCCAUUAUUUUGACAUGGAAUGCUUUCAAAAGUAUGGAAAAGUGUGGGGGUUGUAUGAUGGCAGAGUUCCCGUCAUGGCUAUUAUGGACACAGCUAUGAUCAAAACGAUCUUGGUUAAAGAAUGUUAUUCUGUCUUCACCAACAGACGGGAUAUGGGCCUCAACGGACCUUUAAAGGACGCUGUCUCAAUAGUGGAAGAUGAGGAUUGGAAGAGGAUUCGCAGCGUACUCUCGCCGUCAUUCACAAGUGGGCGACUGAAAGAGAUGUACUCAAUCAUGCUGAAGCAUUCUAGUACUUUGAUCAAGAGUCUUCAGAAGAAAGUAGAUUCUGAUGAGGUCAUUAACGUCAAAGAUGUAUUUGGACCUUACAGUAUGGAUGUUGUGACCAGCACUGCUUUCAGUGUAGACAUUGACUCUCUUAACCGUCCCACUGAUCCAUUUGUGGCGAACAUAAAGAAAAUGACCAAGUUUGACUUCUUGAAUCCUGUGCUUGUGCUUAUUGUCCUCUUUCCGUUUCUGCGGCCACUGAUGGAGAAGCUAGACGUGUCCUUCUUCCCUGCGGACGUGUUGACUUUCUUCUACAACUUCUUACAGACCAUCAAAUCUGAUCGAAACAAAAACAGUAGCAAAACCCGAGUAGAUUUCAUGCAGCUGAUGGUGGACUCUCAGACUUCAGAAUCCGGCAAAGAAAAUGCAAAUAACCAGAAAGGUCUGACAGAUCACGAAAUCCUCUCCCAGGCCAUGAUAUUCAUCUUUGCAGGCUAUGAAACAAGCAGCAGCUCAUUGUGCUUUUUAGCCUAUAACCUAGCAACUCACCCUGACAUCCAGAAGGCUUUGCAAGAAGAGAUUGAUGAAACAUUUCCAGAUAAGGUUAGGCCUAGCUAUGACGAGCUGAUGCAGAUGGAAUACCUGGAUAUGGUGGUGAAUGAGUCAUCAAGGCUGUACCCUAUCGCGAACCGAUUGGAAAGGGUAGCCAAGACAUCUGUGGAAGUCUGUGGUGUGACUAUUCCUAAGGGAACUGUUGUCAUGUUACCAAUAUAUGUUCUUCACCGCGACCCUUCUUUGUGGCCUGAACCGGACGCUUUCAAACCCGAAAGGUUUAGCAAAGAGAACAAAGACAACAUGGAUCCAUACGCCUUCCUGCCAUUCGGCGCAGGGCCAAGGAACUGCAUUGGCAUGCGAUUCGCUCUCCUGAUGAUGAAGUUGGCUUUAGUGGAGAUCUUGCAGAACUUUAGCUUUGUCACCUGCAAAGAAACGGACAUUCCGAUGGAGUUAUCAAAAGAUGGAUUUACAGCACCCAAGAAUCCCAUCAAACUGAAACUGGUGCCAAGAGCGGUCACAGCAGAUUGUUAUUAAAGAGAAAUGUAUUUAAUAAUAGAAACAAAAAAAAGUAAUUGGCUAAAUGUCUCUUUGUUGCCAUUAUGUCCAGUUCACUUUAAAUUGAAGUUUUUAGCAAAUAAUGUGAUAGUAGGAGUCCACAUAGUCCUUUUCGAAAUAUUAACAUUACUCCAGUCUUAAAGUCUUGACAUUGGCUCCUAGUCAUCUAUAGAAUACACUUUAAAGUUCUGCCACUUGUCUAUAAAUCACUGAAUCGUUUACGUGGUAAAUGCAUUAAAUGAAUGCAAAUGGACUAUAAA
This is a messenger RNA of Hippocampus zosterae (dwarf seahorse), 1947 nucleotides long. RefSeq names its product cytochrome P450 3A40-like. Bases 143 to 1666 code for a protein of 507 amino acids. Gene Ontology annotation, molecular function: oxidoreductase activity, acting on paired donors, with incorporation or reduction of molecular oxygen, reduced flavin or flavoprotein as one donor, and incorporation of one atom of oxygen; iron ion binding; heme binding. Lineage: Eukaryota; Metazoa; Chordata; Actinopteri; Syngnathiformes; Syngnathidae. The transcript is spliced from 13 exons. The record is from RefSeq and is a predicted model, not a curated record.